Symbiodinium sp. CCMP2592 is the source of this 2271-nucleotide messenger RNA. Lineage: Eukaryota; Dinophyceae; Suessiales; Symbiodiniaceae. The record is from the annotation of a GenBank genome assembly.
AUGGAAACUCCCUGGGCGACUCAGGUCUCUGGAUGGGGAUACGAAUGGGAUUGGCCACAGUCGUGGCACGGGGCCUGGAAUGAACCAGGCCAGAACAUGAGCUACAUGACGAGCGACAGCACGACGCCGGCUCAAUCCUCUUCACGGGAUGCAGGACUGCCUGGGGAAACGGCGAGUCCUAACACUACUCCAGAGGCUGCGGCAACUCUUGCCGGGGCUAGCGCUGCUACGACUUCGGUCCCUACUACGCGAUUGGCGGCCUCCUCUGGAGGUGCAGAUGAUCCUAUGGCUGUGGACGAUCCCUGGCUUCAGGCGGCUCAGCAGCUUGUUCGGAUGACGACCCGGAAUUCGGGUGCCGGACAGGAGACCUCCAAUGCGCGGCGCAUCAGACGGCCGCGGCCUGGCCUCAGACUUGGCCUUCGUUUGCGAUAUCCUAUGUCGGCACCGCCACCUACGAUGACAGCUGGGGUCAUGGCGGCAUGCGCGGAGCUCCUCCUGGACAAGGCGGCGUUCCUCUCGGAUUACCCGGUUCAGCUGGUCCUCUACUACCCGAUCCGGGACACGGCGGACGUCACGGAGCCUUGCCGGGACUUGGAGACAUUCCCCUGGAUUGCAAGGCUCGAUGGCUUGGCUGCCAGUCCUUCAUGGAACUCCGGAGGGCCUUGCGGACCAAGAUGGGGACCCAAUCAGGCCUCGGGCAUGCUCCCCUCGAACUACAAAGGGGAGUACUCGGAUCCUCCCUCAUGGCCGGGAUGGUCAUACAGGCGCCAAUGGGUGACGUCGAUCAGGAGAUGGAACAAGCAGACCGACAUCCCGGUGUUUAGAAGGGCUGAAAAGGUUCUGAGAACAUUGGGUUGGGAGCUCCAAGUGGAUUUCGAGCACUUGACGGAGGCCCAACUCAGCUCCGAGUACUACCUCGAGUACAUCUUGCAGAUCAUUGAGAUGAAGGCCGGAGUUCGAGAGGAUGACGAGAGAAGGCAGGCCUACCGCCGGGUGAUGCACGACGUCGGUAGGCGUCGCGAUGAGACUCUGGCCCAGUACUCUAUGAGGCGCCUUCGAGACUUCACUCGUGCAGCGUCAUUUGGAGUUCAGUUGCCGAACGAGUUCCGAGCGGCGAUGCUGAGAGAGGGAGCCGGGCUAAGUGAACAGGGCCUUCAGAAUUUGACGGCUCUGAUGCAAGGCCGUGACAAUGAGGUUGAUCUUCUGGCGGCUACCUUGGCCAGGAUGGAUCCGCGGACUGACAAGGUCUCUGCCUUCGUGGAUCCGGUGGAAGCGCCAGGCAGCGCUACCUUCAUGGCCGACCUCGACCAAGGCAACGAGGACUCUUCCGACACCGAGGAGGGGAUCCCCCAGGAAGUCCUGGAGGAUGAGAGCGUGCUCGCCGAGCUGACCGAGAUGAACUUCACGGAGGAGCAGGCGGCCUAUGUGUUCGUCAUGGUGGAGAACAGACCUCCGUUUCGCCGGAGGUCCUGGAAGGAGAACAAGAAGUUCAAGGCAGAUAUGCGAAAGGACCGUGGAAGCUUCAUGAAGGGCAACUCUGGCGGUUCUGCGAACCGCUCCUCCUCCUCCGGACCGCGCGGCAAGCUCACCAAGGAGCAGCUGAAGAAGAUCUCGAAGUGCAAUACUUGCGGGAAAAGAGGCCAUUGGUCCGAGGACUGUCGUCAAGCAUCUACCACCGGAGCCACGACGGCCUCUUCUGCUGCGCCCCGGAUGUCGGGUUUCUGCUACUUGGGAGGAUCGAGUAUCACCUCGGGAUCCUCACACUUGAGCUUCAUGGCCUGGGAGCCAGGGGAACGCGGCUUCUAUGGAGGUCUCGGAGACGUUCCAAGCUGGGGCUAUCUGACCAUACCUCCUGGCUUGGCGAUCUUGGACACUGGUGCUACCCAGGACAUCAUCGGCGACCACGCGCUCGCGGCUCUGGAGAACGAGUCGCCCCAGAAGGGCUUGCAGGCCAUCACGGUUCCGACUCCAUCCUCGGCGCCUACUGGGAUAGGAGGGCAGGCGAAGGUCCUGAAGGCGGUUCUGAUCCCGGUGGCUUUCGGCGGCAUCCCUGGGGUCGUUCGCUUCAUCGUCAUCGAGGGGCCGGUUCCACCGCUACUUUCGGUCGGCUUGUUGGCCCACUUAGGCGUCCGCCUGGAUUUGGAGACCGAGGAGAUCCAAUUCAAGGCUUUGGACAUAAGCAUGCCUAUGACUCGCCUUCCGUCGGGCCACCGUACAGUGCCAUUGCUACAGUGGGACGGAGGCCACUUUUCCACUCCCGAUACCGCGUAA